Molecule: messenger RNA, 1821 nt
Organism: Carya illinoinensis
Lineage: Eukaryota; Viridiplantae; Streptophyta; Magnoliopsida; Fagales; Juglandaceae
Product: UDP-glycosyltransferase 92A1-like
Exons: 2
Coding region: 165-1718 (517 amino acids)
Molecular function (GO): UDP-glycosyltransferase activity
Source: RefSeq, a predicted model, not a curated record
AAAAAGCCUGACCACAACUUUUUCUGUGCAUUUGCUAAUUAGCACCAACUUUUUCUGUAGAUGGAGACGCAACAGAAGAAGAGCACAAGACAACAAAAGAUCAGAUCAACACUACCUAGAUACUGCAUGCAGCCAACUCUAAAAGAGAUCUAGAGUUUGCGGGUAUGGCCUCCGAUGAAUAUAUUGUAAUGCUACCUUACCUUGCCCAUGGCCAUCUCAUACCAUUCCUAGCAUUGGCAAGGCAGAUUCAACAAAGAACCGGCUUCACCAUCACCAUUGCCAGCACCAAGCUCAAUAUCCAGUACCUCCGACGUUCUCCUGUUUCUGUUGACGACACUAAUUCCCCAUCCCAUUCCAGCAUCCGCUUUGUCGAGCUCCCCUUCUGCAGCUCUGCCCACGACUUACCACCCAACACUGAGAAUACCGAGAACUUGUCUCUAAACAAAAUGAUAAACCUUUUUCAUGCAUCGGUAAGUCUUAAAGAUCCACUUUUGCACGUUCUCCAUGAUAUGAUUGACCAAGAAGGGCGGCCUCCGCUUUGUAUAAUUUCAGACGUGUUUUUUGGGUGGGCUGUCGAUGUUGCAAAGAGUGUGGGCGCCAUGCACAUUACAUUCUCCACCGGUGGAGCCUACGGCACCAUGACCUACGUCUCUCUGUGGCUUAACCUCCCACAUCGUUCCACAGAUUCCGACGAGUUCAAGCUGCCGGGGUUUCCUGAAAGUUAUCGCUUCCAUCGCUCUCAAUUGCACCAAUACUUGAGAGUUGCGGAUGGCACGGACAUGUGGUCUACAUUUAUGCAGCCACAGAUUUCGCGUUGCUUGGAGUCUUCAGGGUGGCUGUGUAACACAGUCGAGGAAAUUGAACCUUUUGGCCUGGAUCUUCUCAGAAAAUAUCUGCGACUUCCCGUUUGGACUAUAGGUCCUCUUCUUCCCCAAGCAGCUCUUAAAAAGCCGUCCUCCUCACAUUCAUCAAGUAUUUCCGGACAACAUGCCGGGAAAAAAUCCGGAGUACCUCCAGAAAAAUGCCUCGAGUGGCUUGAUUUGAAGGGUGCUGAUUCAAUUCUUUACAUUUCUUUUGGUUCUCAGAACACCAUUGGUGCGUCCCAAAUGAUGCAAUUAGCUAAAGGCUUGGAGGACAGUGCAAAAUCUUUCAUUUGGGUGAUAAGGCCACCCCUUGGUUUCGACAUUAAUGGAGAAUUCAGAGCGGAGUGGUUGCCAGAAGGAUUUGAAGAACGGAUCAGGGAAAACAAACGAGGUUUGUUAGUCAGAAACUGGGCACCACAGUUGGAUAUUCUUGCCCACAAGUCGACCGGAGCUUUUCUGAGUCAUUGCGGGUGGAACUCGAUAUUGGAGAGCUUAAGCCAGGGCGUGCCUAUUAUAGGGUGGCCAAUGGCAGCCGAGCAGGCAUACAAUUCAAAGAUGCUGACGGAGGAGAUGGGUUUGAGUGUGGAGCUGACAAGAGGGCAUCAAAGCGUGAUUGAAGCGAAGGAGGUGAAGAGGGUCGUAGAAUUGGUUAUGGACGAAAAGGGCAAAGGCAAGGAUAUGAGGAAGAAGGCAGCCGAGGUUAGAGAGCAGAUAAGGUCGGCAAUAAGAAAAGAGGGAGAGGAACAGGGGUCUUCGGUGAAGGCAAUGGAUGACUUUAUUAGGACGAUUGUUUCCAAGAGAGGAGCACUCACGGGCAAUCAACUUGGUUCAAAUAUUUCAGAGAAAAUAGUUUAGUUUCUGAUCAAGGAUCGCCAGCUCGUGUCCUUUCUUUCUUUGUCAAAAAUGGUCUCGUGUUCUGAAGGUGAUUGAUAUAUAUAGUUGGUGGAAUUGCAUUGAU